This is a messenger RNA of Macadamia integrifolia, 1441 nucleotides long. Its product is annotated as NADH dehydrogenase [ubiquinone] flavoprotein 2, mitochondrial-like. Gene Ontology annotation, molecular function: NADH dehydrogenase activity. The record is from RefSeq and is a predicted model, not a curated record. The transcript has 7 exons. The coding region runs from base 766 to 1188 and encodes 140 amino acids. Gene Ontology annotation, biological process: mitochondrial electron transport, NADH to ubiquinone. NCBI's taxonomy places the organism in Eukaryota, Viridiplantae, Streptophyta, Magnoliopsida, Proteales, Proteaceae.
CUGGCCAUGAACUACAAGUGGUUAUCUUAUCUCCUGGCCAUCGUCUGACUUACGAGUCUGUUGUCCAUUUGGCUUCAUUAACAUGACAGAGAGAUCAUCUUUAGGUAAAUGUAUUCAUUUAUGCCUCAGAAUUUUAAAAAUGUUGUGGCUUUGUGCUGCUGUGCAUGCCUGUCAACGAAAAUUGAGGCAAUCUUCACCUCUAACCAUCAAGUUAUGAGGGUGUAAUAAACUUAGUGAAGUUAUCUCGCCUUAAUCCUCAAUCCACCAGGAGUGUGCUUCUCUGCAUGAAGAAAUAUAAAUUGAUUGGCAAGUGGUCCUUGAUGAUACAGGCAUUUGUUUUUGUUAAUGAAUGUUUGAGUUUAGUUCCAUUGCUUGCCAUGUACAGUGUAGCCAGGUCUAGCCCCAUUAAGUUUUUAUUGCUACCAUACUUAAGUUUUGGGACAGCCACUAGUGUGGGAGGCAAUAAAAGUCUGCUUCCAUGAUAUCCUGAAAGACUAUGGUAUCUUUACUAUGUUGGAGGGAUGAAAGUCCUGCAGAGAAUGACAUAUGAGGAACGGGUUGGGCAGGCUGGAAGAGGUGGAUGGCCUGACCCAGCCUUGGGACUAAGAGGGCGGGCCCAGCCUUGAGCCCAACAGGAUCCAGGGGAUGAACUUGUCCAGAUUGAAUCCAACAUGAAGAAAUUUUCAAACCUGCAGUCAAGCUUUGGUGGCUAAGAUUAUAGAGGUUGCUCCAAUUCGUGUAUAUGAAGUUGCGACAUUUUAUUCAAUGUUCAAUCAGACAAAGGCUGGCAAAUAUCACCUUUUGGUCUGUGGCACAACACCUUGUAUGAUACGUGGUUCUCGUGAAAUAGAAGAGGCUUUACUAAAUCACCUCGGAGUGAAGCGCAAUGAGGUAACAAAGGAUGGCAUGUUUUCUGUUGGGGAAAUGGAAUGCAUGGGUUGUUGUGUAAAUGCUCCAAUGAUUACGGUGGCUGACUACUCCAAGGGCUCAGAAGGAUACACAUACAAUUACCAUGAGGAUGUUACUCGAAAGCGCGUGGUUGAGAUUGUUGAGAUGUUGAGAAGGGGGGCAAAACCACCGGUUGGCACGCAGAACCCUAAGCGUAUAAUGAGUGGACCUGAAGGAGGGAACACAACUUUGCUUAGUGAGCCAAAGCCUCCCCCAUGUCGGGACCUUGACGCAUGCUAAAUUUAAAAUAGAAAAUAUUGUUCCAUUGAUGCAAAAAUUGGGAAACAGCCUCUCCGCAAAUUGGGGGUAAAGCUGCGUACAUUAUGACCGUCCCAGAUGCAUUGGGUACACCCUUUUUCUAAUAAUGCAAAAAUUGGAUAUUUGAUUAGCCUCCCUUCAUCAGAGGCUUUGUAACUGUUAUUUGUUCAACUAUUUGAGUAUCUGCCUGCAUGAUUUUGGGUUAGCAAUCAACAUAUUCAAGUUUCCUUUAAAA